AUUACUGUCUCGACCCGCAGUUGAACAAGAUACUCCGAGCCUGUUCAUUCGUUUAUUGUUGAACCUGUAGAUGUGAGGAGCGGUUUACGGUCCAGUACAACGGAUCAUUCCGCUAAUGAAAAGGGAACUCCCACAUCUACUCCUAACUCGUAGAAGAAGUGAUCCCUCUGGGUCUUGGAGAAAAUAAUGGAAGGAGGAGGAGCACAUCUCGGGACUGAGCCCAAGAAGAAGCCAUCACAGAGAACCCAAAUUUUCUCCGCACUCUCAGCUACCCUAGCGGGACUAGCCCACGGAACCGUGACCACAUACACAUCCCCCGCAGGCCCCAAACUCCAAAAUCCAGUCAGUCCAUUGGACGGAGACCUCCGCCUCAGUAAACUUGAAUACGACUUUUUCUCUUCGAGUAUCUGUCUGGCGGGAGCUGUUGGAGCCCUGUGCUUCGGAUAUGUUAUGAACAAAUGGGGCAGAAAGAUCUCUCUCAUGGUCACUGCAGCUGUGAUUACCAUAGGAUUCGCGAUGAUCGCCGCUGGGCCAAACUUUCCCGUCCUCAUGAUCGGGCGACUUUUGACCGGAUUCGGGCAGGGAGGAGCACUUCUGACUGUGCCGUCGUACAUCGGAGAAAUUGUUGCCCCUAAUAUCAGGGGCGCCCUCGCCGCUUGCUUCUCCGUCAUGAUCAAUUUCGGCAACCUGUGGGCCUAUGUGUUCGGAGCCAUCAUUCCCAGCUGGCGGUGGUUCACGGGCGUGAACGCCAUCCCUGCACUCUUAUGCUUCGUCUGCGUGUGUUUCAUCAAGGAGUCCCCGCAAUUUUUGCUCCUGAAGCAGAAACCCGAAGAAGCAAGGAAAACGCUUCAGUACUUCAGAGGUGAGGAAUGUGACAUUAAUGACGAAUUCGACAAGAUGGAGAAGUUUGUCGAAGAACUGAAGCAGAACCGCGGCUCCUUCAAGGACCUCCUGUUGCCUCACAACUUCAAGCCAGCUGCCAUUUGCUUUAUGGUGCUCUUCCUCGAUCAAGCUAGUGGCAUCAUGCCUCUUCUGCUGAAUCUUCGUACUAUAUUUACGGAGGCAUCUGCUAGCGUCUCCGAUGAUUUGUCAUCCAUAAUCACUGGGAUCGUUCAGUGCUUAGCUUGUGUGUUUUCCGUCUUCGUGAUAGACAAAACAGGUCGGAAGCCGCUGUUGAUUAUGUCUUCUGCCGUCAUGUGUUUAUCUUUGGUGGCCUUGGGCGACUACUUCUACCUGAAGGAGGAGAGCAGCGAAUGGGCAAGGGCCACUCUAGGAUGGCUGCCUCUGACUUGCCUGGUCCUGUUCAUGUCAGCCAUGAAUGGGGGAUUCUUUCCUGUCCUGUACGUUCUAAUGGGUGAACUCAUCACGCCGGAGGCGAGGGGCAUAGCUGGGGGCAUAGCCAUCAUGCUGAGUUCCGUCUCGGGAUUCGCUGUCUCCAUCACCUUCCACCCAAUGCAGGAGGCCAUGGGAAUGUAUGGGGUGUACUGGUUCUACGGAUCCAUGUGCUUCGGUGCUCUCCUCUUCGCCGUCGUUGUCGUACCGGAGACGAAAGGGAAGACUAUGCAGCAAAUUGCGAGUUAUUUUAACAAUCCUGCAGCAUGAGUCCCGUGAGUAGCAGGCAGGGCCAGUAUAGAAUCGGGUUCAAGAAGGACACGCAAGCUCACGAGCUGGCGAAGGACAUUUUGCCGAUGACUCCGUGAUGUCUGCUAUGCCGCGUUGAGUAAUCUCCAAGUCAGUUCAACUCGAUAUUCAGAUACGAUUAUAAAGCUCUCCUGAUAGACUUAUGGCGAAGCUGAUUUGAUGUGAUACCCAUUGGUAACGAAAUGAAGUGUUUAUAUAUUUUGUACCGUUUUAUAUAUUAUAUGAAUGAAGUCUAUUACCCAAAUAACCCUUGAAUAUAUUAUUGUUAUACCUUUUACUUCAACAUUUUCUCUUUCUCAGUCUUGGUUAAAUAUUAGACUUAUUUCUUAUGAACGGAAAAUGAAUUAACCAAGUGAACAUUUCAUACUUCUCCUCUCCGUCCCCAUCUCUUUCUUGGUUUUCCUCGUCUUCUUUACCCUGCACUUCUAUCUCCAGCUUACUUUCCAAUAUGGCCUUCACCCCUUCUCAUUAGGUGUCCGUCCAUAUCUCAAUCUCCCAUCCUGCACUUUAUUUGAUAUCUUGAUAUUUCAACCACCUUUGUUGACCCUUUUAUAUAGUCUCAUUUCUAAUCCUAUCUUUCUUCAUUGCAGCAGCCAUCCAUCCUAACAUUCUCAUCUCUGCUACGUCCAUUUCCUUCUCCUCUGUCUAGGUCAUACUUGCCGUUUCUGUACCACACAGCACAUCUGGUCUUCCCACUGCCUUAUGGAUCUUUCCCUUCGGUCUUAAUGGCACUCUUUUGUCACGAAAGGCUGCAGAGGCAGCUCUCCAAAUGUUCCAACCUGCUUGUAUCAGGUGUUUUACUUCCUCAUCCAUUAUUCCACCAGCCCCAAACUAUAGACCCCAAGAAUUUGAACUUUUCUACUCUCUUAUUUCUUCUCCAUCCAACCUUGUACUCUCCCUACCAUUCCCCCUCAAUUUAUUAAUUUCCAACAUCUAUUUUGAAAAUCAUGAUGGAUAGCAUGACAGGGGAGGUAAGAGAGACAGUGCCAUGGAGCAUAUAUGCAGAAGACAUUGUUGUAAGCUGAGAUGAGGGAGGUUCUGGAAGGGAAGUUGAAGAGGUGGAGAAUAGUAGCACUGGAGGUUAGAGGAAUGAGGGUAGGCAGGUCAGAGACAGAAUAUAUGUGUACCACCUUCCUCUCAGCAUACAACAAUGUCCUCUGUAUUUAUGCUCCAUGGCACUGUCUUUCUUACCUCCCCUGUCAUGCAAUCCAUCAUGAUUUUCAAAACAGAUAUUGGAAUUAAUAAAUAAAUAAUCAAAUAGACAUUAAAUUAAUCAAAUUAGUCACUUGAAAGAGUGCUUGUUAUGACAACCAUCGAAUUAGCUAGUUUGAGGUUUGGUGGCCCCAAAUAUUGCUCUGAAUCACUUUUGUCCUCUUUAUUAAAAUCUCUUGUAUAAAGCUAUGUUGGAAUAAUAAUAAUAAUAAUAAUAAUAAUAAUAAUAAUAAUAAUAAUAAUAAUAAUAAUAAUAAUAAUAAUAAUAAGGUGUGAUCCAAUUUCCAGUGUACUCCGGGUGCAUGCUAAAAUCUAAGGUGAAAUAGCGCGUUGUUUCACCAACAAAAAUUAAAAUAAAUAUGCUAUAAUAUUUUAUUAGAAAUAAUAGUUCUGUACUGUUUAACAUGCACAUUAUUUAUUUUUUACAUUUUCCUGUUAAUAAACAAAUAAAAAAUAUUCUAUAUGAAAAUUCCUGUAUCUUUAACUGAAUGCAAAACACCUGUUUCAGACCUUUUUUUAAGGCUUUUCCAUAGGGCUUUCCUACUCCUCAAAAUGACAACAACAACAGCAAGAACAGCAACAACAAGAACAACGACAACAACAACAAAGUAGUUGUAGGCUUACUCCCCGAGUAAGCGUAAAUGUGUAUCCUUCAAUAGGUUUAACGGAAAUAAAUCUACGGGUUUUGAGAUCCUGUUGUUCGAGAAAACUUCAUUGAAUAUAAAUAACAUUUUGGUACUUCGUGACCAUGAGCUUUAACAAGAAUGAAGAUUAACUUUUUUUUAUCAUCUCAGCAUGUGAUUCUUAUCAGUAUGCUCAUCAUCAAAACCACCUCCAACCCAAAUGGCCUCUAAUUUUACGUUAAAUUCGUCUUUCAUUCCUCCAAAGAGGUCAUUCGUUGUUAUGCAGCACGCUGUAUUACCAUAUAGCAUUAUUUGUAUUCAAGUCUUGCAAAGUGUAGCUAAUGUACUGCCCAAUGCCCACCACUCAGUCAGUGCCUUUACAUUUGGUGUUAAGAUUAUGCUAACAACUCUCUACCAGUUCCAUUUGCUAUUCCUAAAUAAACAUAUACAUUUUCCAA
Macrobrachium nipponense is the source of this 3934-nucleotide messenger RNA. Its product is annotated as solute carrier family 2, facilitated glucose transporter member 8-like. NCBI's taxonomy places the organism in Eukaryota, Metazoa, Arthropoda, Malacostraca, Decapoda, Palaemonidae. The record is from RefSeq and is a predicted model, not a curated record. Gene Ontology annotation, molecular function: transmembrane transporter activity. Gene Ontology annotation, biological process: transmembrane transport. Gene Ontology annotation, cellular component: membrane. Bases 187 to 1602 code for a protein of 471 amino acids. The transcript has 10 exons.